AUGGGCACUGCGGCCAGCAGUCCCGCGUCUCGCGCUCCCCGCAGCAGCAGCAGUAGCAGCAAUAGCAACAGCACGUCCAACCACAGCACGUCCAACUACAGUACCACGACCACCGCCAAGAGCAGCAAGCGGCGCAGCAGUGUCAGCCGCAUGAGCCACCGCAGCGGCUUCCUCAGCGCACUCGUGUCCAGUCGCCGUCUCGAGUUCACGCUCGCCAACAUGCGGACGCUCCACGCGCAGCUCACGCGCUUUGACGCGCUCCAAGACGCUGACAUUGUCGAGCUCUUGCGCGUGCUCGCCGAGUUUCUCAUCUACUCGGACCAGCACCGCGUGUCGACCGAAGGCGACGACCCGCAAGACGCUGCUACUGCUACUACUACUACUGCGGCGACUUGGCCGUCCACGGAAGACCCCAUGGGAACAAGCGACGACGCGGGCGCGUUCUUUGACUACUUUGGCGAGACCAAUAUGCUCGCGCUGUUUGUGGAACUAGGGGCCAGCUCGCCGUCGAUUGCCGUCCAAGUGCAGCUGUUGCAGACCAUGAGCAUCUUGGUGCAGAACAUUGCUACCCGCACGUCGCUGUACUACAUUUUGAGCAACAACCACGUGAAUCGGCUUCUCGAGUGCCCGUUCCUCGUCGAUGGCGACGACGACGUGCGCGAUUGGUACGUCACGCUGCUCAAAGCACUGUCGCUGAGACUGAACGACGAGACGGUGCAGUUUUUCCUUGACACGCAGCAAAGACGAGAGGACGACACGGGCUUCCCACUCUAUGCACGUGCGCUGGCGUUUGGACGCUGCAAAGAGACGAUGGUGAAGGUUGCUGUCAAGACGUUGACGUUGAAUGUGCUGAAUGUGCCGGAUGCGCGCGUGCGCCGGUUUGUGCUGCAGUACGACAACCUCCAGUAUUACCGAGACAUUGUGGAGAUUGCAAAUGACCUGACCCUCACGAUACAGGGACUGUUGAAUACUUGGCCAUGUGCAGCUGAACAGGCGGCCAAAACAGCGACGUCGGAAAAACUAGAAGAAGCUGUGGACGCGUACAUUGAUCACUGCUUUUACCUGCAGGAUCUAUUGACAGUGGAUGUACCGGAGCUCUGCCAUAAAAUUGGAGACUUGCUUUUUGCACGACAUGUCAAGUCUUUGUUGGCGGCGAGUAUUUUGCCAGAUUGUGCACCUCCACCGCAGAGAGUGUCAACACAGCUAGCGCUCUACUUGCUGAGUCGACUGGUAGGCAUCUUGGAGCACACGCCUCUUGUCAAUGCGAUUGUGCACAUGAUGCUGUCGUCUGAUGCAGGCGAACAGUAUAAUUACCCACGAGUGGCUCUUGAAGGCCAAUCAUCUCAGCAGCAGGUCAGCCCUCAUUGCGUGGACAAGGUGGACACGAAUGUUGAUGUCGAGUAUGGUGACGGCAAUAAUAAUGGCGAGGACUGUGUAAACACCGAAGGUGAUCGUGAUCAUGAUGGCGAUGGUGACGGUUCAUCCGCUGAAGUCGCUGACAGUAAAGUCGAUGAAGGUGACGAUGAAGUUUGUGAUGAAGGUCGUGGCGACGGUGAAGUCGUUGAAGGCGAUGUUGGAGGUUGUGAUGAAGGUGAAGUCGAUGAUGGUGACGACACUGUAAUAGCAGGAAACGUGCCGCGACCACUGUCUUUGCACCCUUCUUCUGGAUGGAAUGAGGAGGCACGUUCGACGCAUGUCUUCCGUCCCCACUCAGCAAGCGUGUGCGAGUCGUCGUCGUGCUACAUUCAGACGCGUUUUUCCAUGGGCGAGUGGCCGAACGACGAGGUGAAGGCGUUCGUCCCGCACACCACCAAUUGCUACCGCCAAUCUUUCUUGUCACUGCUUUGUUCCAGUGACGAGCGCCUUUCGACUACUGCAGUGAUGCUGCUGCUAGCCGUUAUUAACAACAACGCCGUUGAUCACUCGCUGUUACGAAAGCUGGACCUACUGCCUUUUCGCAACCGCCGCAGCGAACGUAUGAGUUGCGAUGACGAUUUGGUAGCUGUGGACGAUCACGAUGCUGCUGUGCAACCGAGCGAUGUCUCGGACGAGGUUGGGGAUGGUAGCUCUCGGCCACCGGCCACUACAUCCAUCCCGUCUCCAUGUGAUGACUCUGACUUACACAAGAAUGUAGAGGAUGAUGUAAACGAUGCCGUACACAUUGACGAGCUGGAUACGGAAGUACCAAGCGGAGGUGGUGAUGAAGCACCGAGUGCUACUGGAGUCGAUCCGCCGUGCAGUAUAGCGGAGUACCCUCAUUGGCUAGUCGACUUGAUAUUGAAGGUGCUGGCGCGAAACCUGAGCUCGCGCUUGCUUAGCGUGCAACUGUGCACGCGUGCGUUGGUGGACAUCAUGGCAGACACGCGCACCCCGACUUUGCAUUGUCUUGCUUCGCACCACGCUGCUGCAAUCCAGAGUAUUCACUCGGGCAGCGCACACCAAGUGAUGGAGAGCAUCUGCGGCGCCAUGACUGAAGUCGAUCUGUUUGUGUACGUGUUGGAAAAAGAGGUGGAGACUUUUCAGCGUACAAGCUUCCCGGUGGCGUUGCAAAUAGACUCUUCCUCGCCGUACGAGUGUCUCAUUCCGCUUGAGACAGCUGAGGCCACUACUUCUCUUGCGUGGGCUGGUAUCCGGGACACGCUGGCACUGCGGUGCCCCGCAAACGACAUCGAAGUAUCUUGCAAAGCCGUGCGCGUAUUCCUCUUGUUGCGAAAGCUGCGCGAAGUUUUGGAUACGAGCUAUGUAAACGAUGGUCUCGAGUGGCUUGUUGCCAACCGACACCCGCGUACGAGUGUACUUGCAAGUGCUGCGGCUGGGAGGUACACUUGCACUGUGCCAUUGGACGGUAUGGUCUCUAUCAGGUGCAUGUAUCGUGAACAGCGUUUUCUGCUGAUGCCUACGAGACUAUUGAUGGUAAUGAAUCCCGAGGCAUUUGUACUGAUGGAAAAGAUUCCUGAUUCAAGCAACGACAGCAGUUCGCAUGACGGGGAAGGAGAAGGCGUUGUGAGGGUGUUUGCACCGAUCCAUCGUACGUACUGCAAAAUCGAUCCGCGAGACGAUCGGGUGCUGCAGGUGUCAGUGCGCUCUGCAGUGCCUGUGCCAGGCUGCCGUGGUGCUCGAAAAGACCAUCAAGAUACGUCAUCUUCAGGCAAGCUGAAGGACUGGCAGGUUUUGUUGAUGUUUCCAACCUCGGAAGAUUGUGCUCAGGCCCAAGCGCAUAUCACGAUCAGUGGGACCGAGGUGCGCGCGUUCAAGUUGCGCCAGAUUCGGAAGAGUUUCACUGCCCAUCUAGAGGUGACUCAGUAUAGCAGCAACGAGCGGCAGCGAUCCUGGUUUACCAAUGUCACAUUCGAUGCAAACAUUGAUGAAAAUGUCGAAGGGGAUGAAGACAGAAGCAGCAAAGACGAUAUACGAGGCGAUGGCAAUGAGGAUGAUGAUGGUGAAGAAGAAGAAGGAGGGGACGAAGAUCGAGAUCACGACAAAAGCAGUGAGUAA
This is a messenger RNA of Hyaloperonospora brassicae, 3495 nucleotides long. NCBI's taxonomy places the organism in Eukaryota, Oomycota, Peronosporomycetes, Peronosporales, Peronosporaceae. The record is from the annotation of a GenBank genome assembly.